AUGCCUAUAGAGGAGGAAAUGUGUAUCAGAUUUGAAGAAGGGUUGAAUGAUGAUAUUAGAAUGAUGAUAGGAGGUAAUGAAUUACGAAAGUUUGUUGUUUUAUCAGAUUAUGCUCAGAAACUUGAGGAAGUGUAUAAUCGAAAGAUGCAACGAGAUAAAAAGAGCAAAGAAUCAUUUAAAAGAGGUGCAUCCAAGUCAUUUUCGGCUUUACCAGUGAAGAAAUCCAGAGAAGAAUUUAGUCGGGCCACUUCAAUGCCGAAAAUAUCGGGAAAGAGUAGAUCAAGACAAUUUGAUUCCAGGACAUUUGAUAUACUUAGUAGUGCUACAGGGGCUAUCCGUUCGGGUAUGAGAGAAUCAGCUAGUCGAUCAGAUGUUAGAACACCUGCACGUACCUACACUAUUCGAGCGAGAGAAGAAGCGACAGCUCUGGAUGUAAUUGCUGGUACUUUUUAUCUUUAUGAUGAUACUGUGUAUGCAUUAGUAGACCCUGGGUCUACACAUAUUUGCACCAUGUUAGCAUCUGAAAAGAAUUUAUCUGUUGAGCCUACUGAUUUCGAUGUUCAAAUCAGUUUGAAAUGCCAAACAAGGGAUAUGAUUUCAGUUGGGUCUGAAAAUUUGGAUGAUACUGUUAGUAUUAUUUCAGCCUUCUCUGCUCAGAGAUUGUUACGUAAAGGAAACGAGGCAUUCUUGGCCUAUAUUCUUGAUACUCUGGGUUCCAAUUCAAAGUUAGAACAAAUGUCGGUAGUUAAUGAAUUCCCCGAUGUGUUUCCUAAGGAGUUGCCAGGUUUACCACCUGAUAGAGAAGUAGAAUUUGGGAUAGAUGUGAUCCCGAGAAUAGCUCCUAUUUCAGUGACACUGUAUAGAAUGGCCCCAGCUGAAUUAAAAGAGUUGAAGACACAGUUAUAA
Gossypium arboreum is the source of this 906-nucleotide messenger RNA. RefSeq lists its product as uncharacterized. The record is from RefSeq and is a predicted model, not a curated record. The coding region runs from base 1 to 906 and encodes 301 amino acids. NCBI's taxonomy places the organism in Eukaryota, Viridiplantae, Streptophyta, Magnoliopsida, Malvales, Malvaceae. The transcript has 3 exons.